UUUACUCUUUAAAAAUUAAGGAAAAAAGAGAGAGAAAAUGGAGGGCUGAAUGCUGAUACGAAAACUCAGAGAGAGCCUCUCUGAUCAUAGCACACACCACACGAAUCAAAACAAACUGAUCAAAGCUAAGAGCUUUAGCUCAUUUAUUCACCUUUCGAAGAACGGCGGAGAUUAUUAUUUCACAAGUACAUAAAUUGAAGGGAAAGGUUGUGUCAAGCUAAGAGUAAAUGGUGGGUAAAGACAACUUGAGGACAGAGGACUUGAACUUGUGCUUUGAGAAGCUUAUGAUGCUUUGUGGAAAUGGAAUUGGUACAGGAGGAGUAAAGAUGGAAGGUGGUGUCAUCACUGGGUGGAAGGAUAUCCCCAUGGAGCUGUUGUUGCAAAUUGUUUCUCUUGUCGACGAUCAGACAGUGAUCAUGGCUUCUGGAGUGUGUCGUGGGUGGAGAGAUGCUAUUAGCUUGGGCCUUACCCAUCUCUCUCUCUCAUGGUGCAACAAGAACAUGAAUAACUUGGUCCUAUCUCUUGCUCCAAAGUUCACAAAAUUGCAGACUCUCAUACUACGCCAAGAUAAAACACAGCUCGAGGAUGAUGCUGUUCAAACUAUUGCAAACUUCUGUCAUGAUCUGCAGGUCCUGGACCUCAGCAAAAGCUUCAAGCUCAGCGACCGCUCCCUGUUUUCCCUGGCUCAUGGGUGUCGUAAUCUUUCAAAACUCAAUAUUAGUGGAUGUUCAGCAUUCAGUGAUAGUGCUCUUGCAUAUCUGACAAGUUUUUGCCAAAAUCUAAAGGUUUUAAAUCUUUGUGGAUGCGGCCAAGCUGCAUCUGACAUUGUGUUACAGGCUAUUGGACGCUACUGCAGCCAGUUACAGUCUUUAAAUCUAGGAUGGUGUGAUAAUGUAAGUGAUGUCGGAGUAAUGUGUUUAGCAUAUGGAUGCCCUGAUCUCAGAACCCUUGAUUUGUGUGGCUGCGUCCGUAUAACAGAUGAUAGUGUGAUUGCUCUUGCAAACAAAUGUCUUCAUUUGAGAUCCCUUGGUCUCUACUAUUGUCAGAACAUCACAGACAGAGCCAUGUACUCUUUGGCCCACAGCCGAGUGAAAAACAAGAAACCAAUGUGGAAACCUAUGAAAGAGCUGAAUGAUGAAGAUGGGCUUAGGACUCUCAACAUCAGUCAGUGCACGGCACUCACUCCCCCUGCUGUUCAGGCAGUGUGCGAUACCUUUCCUGCUCUCCACACUUGCUCAGGAAGGCAUUCACUUAUCAUGAGCGGCUGUUUGAACUUAAUGUCUGUGCAUUGUGCCUGUGCUGUCCACGCACACCGCACAGCCAGCAACAUUCCUCACCCAGCUCAUUGAAUGCAGGUUUUUGAGAUUAAAGUAUUUGGCAUCUCUGUUGUGGCCCAGUGAAGUGAAGUCUUCUCCUUGUAUAUAUGCUUGUAUUAGGAUCUAGAGAACUUCGGUUGACACUAUGUAGCCAUUUGUUGUUGAAACUUGAAACUCAGUGACAAUGAAAAAUAGUUUGAACUUUAUGUUUAUGCUAAUUUUGCAA
Messenger RNA from Carya illinoinensis, 1542 nucleotides. Its product is annotated as F-box protein SKP2B-like. Bases 228 to 1349 code for a protein of 373 amino acids. Gene Ontology annotation, biological process: SCF-dependent proteasomal ubiquitin-dependent protein catabolic process. Lineage: Eukaryota; Viridiplantae; Streptophyta; Magnoliopsida; Fagales; Juglandaceae. Gene Ontology annotation, cellular component: SCF ubiquitin ligase complex. Gene Ontology annotation, molecular function: protein binding. The transcript is spliced from 5 exons. The record is from RefSeq and is a predicted model, not a curated record.